UGUCCAGGGCCGGGUAUCAUGGCGACGUACGUGGACAUCCUGAAGAGCGAGUUUCCAGAGAUAGACACGGAGGUUUUCGACUACAUUACCGGAGUGUUAAGCAGCUGUGGAGGAGAUUUCGAGGAUGGGGAGGAGGUUUAUGAGGCCGUCGGAGGAGUCCUGCAGGGAGUUUCUGCUGACAGUAAAAACGAGGACGAUGUCAAAGACAUCUGUCUCCAGAUGUUCAACACUCUCAAACUGAACAACCAUCAUGGCACUCAGAGGCAGGUGUUGCUGGACGCUCCAGUUCAGCUCUCUCAGAUAUCUGCAGACAACGUUUGUGCAACAGACGAUGUUCAAGGUAUCUGGAUGAUGAAACGUGGUCAGAACACAACGGUGGACGCCAAGAAACUGGAGAAGGCCGAAGCCAAACUAAGAGCGAAACACGACCGCCGCAAUGAGAAGGACUGUCUGAAGCCCUCCACUCCUCUAGUGUUGGAGGAGGCGUCGGCUAGUCAGGCCAGCAGUAAGAAGGACAACAAAGUCGACCAAUCAGGGAAGAACCGGAGCUACGACAUCCGCAUCGAGAACUUUGAUGUUUCCUUUGGAGAAAGGUGUUUACUUCAGGGGGCGGAGCUGUCUCUGGCGACGGGUCGGCGCUACGGUCUGAUUGGCCGUAACGGUUUGGGUAAGACGACCCUGCUGAAGAUGUUGGCCAGUCGUAACCUCCGGGUCCCGACUCACAUCUCCAUCCUCCACGUGGAACAGGAAGUGGCCGGAGACGAGACGGCGGCGCUGCAGAGCGUCCUGUCGAGUGACACAUUGAGAGAAGGGCUGCUGAGCGAGGAGAAGACGCUCAACGCUCGCAUCGCCAACGGAACUGCUGACGGGUUGGAGAGCGUCAGACUGACGGAGAUCUACGCAAAGCUGGAGGAGAUCGAGGCAGACAAAGCUCCGGCCCGAGCCUCCGUCAUCCUGGCCGGUCUUGGAUUUUCUCCCAAAAUGCAACAGCAGACUACCAAGGAGUUCUCAGGAGGAUGGAGGAUGAGGUUGGCUUUGGCCAGAGCUCUGUUUGGUCGGCCAGACCUCCUGCUGCUGGAUGAGCCGACCAACAUGUUGGAUGUCAGAGCCAUUCUGUGGUUGGAGACCUACCUGCAGACGUGGCAGUCCACCAUCUUGGUCGUCUCCCACGACAGGAACUUCUUGAACGCCGUGGUGACGGACAUCGUGCACCUGCACUCACAGAGGCUGGACAGCUACCGGGGAGACUACGAGAACUUCAUCAAAACCAAAGAAGACAGACUGAAGAACCAGCAGAGAGAGUAUGAGGCCCAACUGCAGUACAGACAACAUAUACAGGUGUUUAUCGACAGAUUUCGGUACAACGCUAAUAGAGCAGCUCAGGUCCAGAGCAAACUGAAACUGCUGGAGAGGCUACCUGAACUGAAGCCCCUUGAAAAAGAAAUCGAGGUGACUUUAAGGUUUCCUGAUAACUUUGAGAAGUUGUCUCCUCCCAUCCUGCAGUUGGAUGAAGUAGAGUUUUAUUACUCUCCAGACCGCCCUCUGUUCUCUGGACUCAACCUGUCAGCCGACCUCGAGUCUCGCAUCUGCAUCGUCGGUGAAAAUGGUGCCGGUAAAACGACCGUCCUCAAACUGCUGAUGGGCGAGUUGACGCCGGUUGGCGGAGUCAGACAAUCUCACAGGAGCCUGAAGAUCGGAUACUUCAGUCAGCAUCAUGUGGACCAGCUGGACAUGAACGUCUGCUCUGUGGAGCUGCUGCUCAACCGGUUCCCCGGUCGGACGGAGGAGGAGUACCGCCACCAGCUGGGAGGGUACGGGAUCACCGGAGAGCUCUCCACCAGGCCAGUGGCCAGUCUGUCUGGAGGGCAGAAGAGCCGAGUGGCCUUUGCUCAGAUGACCAUGCCAUGUCCAAACUUCUACAUCCUUGAUGAGCCGACCAAUCACCUGGACAUGGAGACCAUCGAGGCUCUGGCUAAAUCUCUCAACAAGUACAGAGUAAGUGAGGGAGGGAAUGAGAGA
This is a messenger RNA of Anarrhichthys ocellatus (wolf-eel), 2019 nucleotides long. RefSeq names its product ATP-binding cassette, sub-family F (GCN20), member 3 (gene abcf3). Gene Ontology annotation, molecular function: ATP binding; ATP hydrolysis activity. NCBI's taxonomy places the organism in Eukaryota, Metazoa, Chordata, Actinopteri, Perciformes, Anarhichadidae. The record is from RefSeq and is a predicted model, not a curated record. The transcript has 20 exons. The annotation marks the transcript as partial.